CAGGAACUUGAUGCUGAGGCCUUUCUUCUAACCCAGCUUUGUUUCCAUCUCCAGAUUGGUGGACAACAUCUCACCCUGUUUACAACGACUGUGGAGGUUUUCUGUAUGGCCUGUCUGGGAACUUUUCAAGUCCACACUACCCCUGGAACUAUCCCAACAAUGCCAGAUGUCUGUGGAACAUUCAGGUCCCCAGCAACUACCAAGUGACUGUGUUCUUCCCAGAUGUGCAGCUUGAAGGAGGCUGCCACUAUGACUAUAUCCUGCUUUAUGACGGGCCCCAACACGGCUCUCCUCUCAUUGCUCGGGUUUGUGAUGGGUUCAACGGGACAUACACCUCCACACGAAACUUCAUGUCCGUAGUCUUCAUCACCGACGGCAGUGUCACGAGGAGGGGGUUCGACGCUCGCUACUACUCUACCCCUAUCACCGUCAGCCCCACUCCUCCAUGGCCAUUCCCGACCACUGCUGCAGAGACGACGACUCCACCGCCUACCACCAUACCAAUAGAUUGGUGGACAACAACUCCUUAUUUUGGUAAGUUUGGGAGAAGACCAGAGCAUUGGAGAAAGACAGGGAUUCUGGGAUCUUGAAGCCUGCGGUGCAGC
This is a messenger RNA of Psammomys obesus (fat sand rat), 605 nucleotides long. RefSeq names its product deleted in malignant brain tumors 1 protein-like. The coding region runs from base 351 to 590 and encodes 79 amino acids. Lineage: Eukaryota; Metazoa; Chordata; Mammalia; Rodentia; Muridae. The record is from RefSeq and is a predicted model, not a curated record. The transcript has 6 exons.